GACAACUGCACUAUCACAAACGUCAGUAGCAGCCCCUACAAAUAGUUCUCAUGAACAACUGGAUUUUUCGGAAUUCUUUAUGUCACAUGACGAUAUUUGUGGUAUGACAUUAACACAGUCGUUUAUUUAUAUAGCAACAAAAUAUGAAAUAAGAAUUGUAUCAUUAGAUAAAAAAAAAAUAAUUGCUCAAUAUGGUACAGAAGGUAAUGGACCUAAUAAGUUUAAACAUAUAUCAUAUCUUUAUAUUCCACGCAACGAUGAAACUAAUCUUUAUGUUGUUGAUCGUGGUCAAUACUGUGUUCAACACUAUAAAAUAAAUGAUACAGGUCUUCAUUUUAAACAUGUUCAUCAAUAUGUUGUCAUUGCAAAUGUUUCUCAAGGAUACAAUUUAGUAUCAUGUGUUAUUUAUAAUGAAAAUCUUUAUGUUAGUGAUGAUGCUAAUAAUUGUUUGCAUAUUUUUCCUUUAAAUCGAGAGCGUCAAUCUGAUUAUUUAGUUGAUAAAUCAAUGCCACGAUUUUCACCUGGAUCAUUAUGUGUUGAUGAUAAAUAUUUAUAUGUUGCUGAUCGUUCAUCAAAAGGUCUGGGCAUACUAGUAUUUGAUGAACAAUGGGAAAUAAUUGAUUGGUUUCGUAAUUCUUUGUUAAAAGAAGUUCUAGCUAUGGAUAUAGUUCCAGAUAUUAAUAAAUUAUAUAUUUUAACAACAACACAAGAUGAAAAUGAUGAAAAGAAAAAACGACCAUUGAUUGCAUCAAUGGAUCUUGUCAUUCGUCCUAGACAAUAA
This is a messenger RNA of Rotaria sordida, 781 nucleotides long. The record is from the annotation of a GenBank genome assembly. NCBI's taxonomy places the organism in Eukaryota, Metazoa, Rotifera, Eurotatoria, Philodinida, Philodinidae.